GCUAGCUUACAGGGGCACCGCAGCUCCGGUAGGACAGCGAUGGGACUUAGGCGAUAUGUAUCUCAAAAAAAUCAAACGGAAGGCUGGACUGAGCCGCUAGUGAUGGAUACGCAAUAGUUCCAGUGUUAUAUGCUGCUUUAAUGAGUCUCUGGACACCGCUUAUCAAGCUGAGGACAUAAAGCGUAACUUAGCAGGCUUGUUCUUCACGGGGGAGGAAGUUUGUUGCGGCGAAGGGAACAUAAUAGGAAACCGGGGAGGGACAAAAUAUCUCGACAUGGAGGACUUCGGGUCGGCCCUGGAGAAAAAUGUGGCUGACCUCACGGUGAUGGACGUGUAUGACAUCGCCGCAGUGGUGGGGCAGGAGUUUGAGCGGAUCAUAGACCAGUAUGGCUGCGAGGCUCUGUCUAGGCUCAUGCCCAAAGUGGUGCGGGUCCUGGAGAUCCUGGAGGUGAUGGUGAGCCGCAGCAGCAUCAGCCCGGAGACCGAAGAGCUGAGGCUGGAGCUGGACAAGCUGCGUCUGGAGCGCAUAGACCGGCUGGAGAAGGAGAAGAGGCACAGAAAGGAGUUGGAGCUGGUGGAGGAUGUGUGGAGGGGAGAGGCUCAGGAUUUGCUCUCCCAGAUUGCUCAGCUGCAGGAAGAGAACAAAACCCUUCUCACCAAUAUGUCCAUGAAAGACCCCAUGAGCGAGGAGGAGCUGCAGAGGCAUGAGGGUAUGUCAGAAAGGGAGAGGCAGGUGAUGAAGAAGCUCAAAGAAGUGGUGGACAAGCAGAGAGAUGAGAUUCGAGCCAAGGACCGUGAACUGACUCUAAAAAACGAGGACAUAGAAGCACUCCAGCAGCAACAGUCUCGACUUAUGAAAAUCAACCAUGACCUGCGCCAUAAAAUCUCUGUGGUAGAAGCUCAAGGGAAAGCUCUCAUUGAACAGAAGGUUGAGCUGGAGGCCAGUGCUCAGGCUCGGGGACAGGAAGUUGCUGCUCUUCGACAGGAAGCAGCACGCUUAAGGGAACGGCUUCAAGGAGAGCUGCCUGCUCAGAACCCGGACGAGCCCCCACCUCAGCCUCCUUCACCUGCAGAGGAGGCGCUGUGUGAGGAGGAGUCAGGGGGGCUGGAUCCAAAGGACCCCAACAGGCCCAGAUUCACCCUGCAGGAGCUGAGGGAUGUCCUGCAUGAGCGGAAUGAGCUAAAGGCCAAAGUGUUCCUGCUGCAGGAGGAGCUGGCCUACUAUAAAAGUGAUGAGGCAGAUGAGGAGAUUGUAACUCCAUCUUCUUCUCCCUCCCCUGAACUGAGGACUCGCUCCCGCUCUUCUGCCCAGCCAGAAUCGGGAAUCAAACGCCUGUUUAGUUUCUUCUCACGUGACAAGCAGCGGAGCUCGCAGCGCAGUGCACAUUUCGACGUCGGCUUCGGCUCGUGGGCAGGCAAAGACGACGUGUACACCGAACAAGCCCAGGAGGCGUUGCAGCACAUGUAGUCACCGUAUGGGACUUAAAACUCUUAACACUCCCAUCACUCAACUGAACACCAAACCAACACUAGCAACUCACACUGCAGCUGAAAUGCCAUGUACAUGAGGUGAGAAGAUGGCAAGAAACAAGAAGAAUCUAAUGUCCUUGGAAAAAAUACUGCGUAUACUUCAAAUUCUGCCAUUUAAAAAAAAAAAAAAAUCCCUGAAAGUGUUUUACAGGAUUUACGUGCAGGGAGAGAGAGGGUAAACUCAGGUUGAACUGUGGAAAGUGGAAUGUUUUGGCAGGUGGUAAAUGAUAAGGAGCUGAAGGUCUGGAGUAAACAAGGGGGAAAAUGACUGCACACCUGAGUGUCACUAGUUUUUUAAUGAGAGCAACAUUUUAAUAUCCCAUUUAGUUAUUUCAAAUUUCUGUCAAGUGGGCAGCUAAUCAGUCCAUCACCAGCGUUUUGCAAGUUGAGUCUAUGCAGCUCUAUGAAAUCUAAUUGAGGCCUCUGUUUAAAUGUUGCAUGCAGUCACAAUUUAAAGCUGUGUGAAGGUGUGAAGAUAAUUUGUUCUCAUAUUUGUUUGUAUUUCAAAAGAAUGAAUACAUAAACACUUGGGUAUGAGAAUUUAAAGUACUCGUGUAAAGUGAAAGUUAGAUUUUGGGUAUCAUAAUCCCAAUUUGUCUUUGCAUUUUUACCCAUUCAUCAUAGUUUUUACUAUCCUAUUACAGGAUGGUUUAAGCAUUUUAGCAUUUCAUGACGUCUCCUAUAAUGUUGGCUACAUGUUGUAUGUAGCCAAAAUAAGCAUCAUCGCGGCUUUAAUGUUGAAUUAGUGAGUCAUUAAUUCACAUAUUUGUACUUUUUAAGUCAGUGUUUGCAAUAUUCCAUAAUUUCAUGGUAAUAUAAAAGCUUUGGCAUGGUGAAUUAGUUCAUUAUAAAACUUUUCCAGUUUAUUUAAGUCAACUACUACUGAUGAAUUAUUUUACAUUUUUUACUCACUCAUCAUGUUUUAGUAUAAAUUUAACACCUGACUUAAUAAUUUCUUGUUUUUACGAUCUGAAAACCGUAAAUGAAUUUUCUUUUAGUCAAUCUAAUUCUAAUUUAUUAACUUAAUAAUGAUGUAUUGUCUCAUAAUUUCGACAUAGUAAGCUCUUCACUCACUGUAGUUUUGACUUAGUAUCUCUUUAUUUUGUUCGAGAAAUUUGAAUAUAUUUAUGUUUGUGAUGCUUCUUUUUUCUUUUUAUGUAUCCCUUUUCUCUAACAAUUAACACAGAUUUCUGUUUUGUGAAAGAGAGAAUAGAUGUGCCAUGGGAAUUCCCCUAAUAUUUUACACUAUCUAAACAAAGCCUUACAUACAAACUUAAAUUUGUCAUAAAGUCUGAUUUCACACUUUCAGUGACAAACGUGACGCUCCACAUUGUGCUCAUGCAAACCUGCAGUUUUGUAACACCAGCCAAACCAUAGUAGGCAAUAAUAAAUUACAUCUAUAUGAUUCUGUUUAAUUUCUAUAAUCAAACAUAGACCCUAAGAGACAGUGUAAUAUUGUAUAGAAUCACUUAUAACAAAAACAUACAGCAUCACAAGCUUUCAAUUCAAAUAAAAGCAAAAUAAAUGAAAAUGUAUUUUAAUUAAUACAUAUAUUGUGCCAUCAAUAAGAGCCUAAAUCUUACAUUACAUUUGCACUUUUUCCCUAGAUAAAAUAUUCAUAUUCAGCAUAAGCAACAAUAAUAACCCCAAAUAUCAUCACACAUGUGCAAAAUAGAAGUCAGUGCGUUUGUGUUUAUAUGCAUCAUUUAUACAAGGCCUCAAAUUUAAACAUGAAUCAAGGCUCUGUUUAGAAACAGUGUAAGUCAUGAAGGAUUAAUUAUUUCUCAAAUUGUGCAUGGUUUAAAAUAAUGGUAAUUAAGCUGAAGAGUGUGUUUACAUUUAUUUUUUAAAAAGGCUAUUUUGCGGAUGGUGCUUGUGCUUUAACAGCUGAUGCCUUCAUGGAAACGUUAACAGUAGUGGCACUUUAUCUUCAUUUAUACUCACCCAGGAAGGUGGAAUAAAUGAAUGGCAAAUGAAAAGAUUGAGAAAUGAGGCUAAAGACGUGUGUCAAAGCAGCUUUCCCCCUUUUAUGAAAUCACAGAUAUGUUAAAGAGAAACUAUAUUUUACAUGUUAUUUGGAAGUCAAAGGGAUCUGCUCAAUUUAUUCAUGAAGGAAUUAAACAGUGAAAUAUUUUAAGGGAAAUGAACUCCUACCCGAGUGCUCACUCCAAUCUUCAUUUUUUUCCUUUGUUGAGUCUCCUAUGAAGCCCAUUAAAGUGGAGAUUUAAGAGAUAUAUUGAAUGGAUCAGUGCUUUAUGAAAUUCAACACAUCACAUCAGUAAUAAAAAUCUGUAAUAUUUGA
Molecule: messenger RNA, 3832 nt
Organism: Pelmatolapia mariae (spotted tilapia)
Lineage: Eukaryota; Metazoa; Chordata; Actinopteri; Cichliformes; Cichlidae
Gene: rilpl1
Product: Rab interacting lysosomal protein-like 1
Exons: 7
Coding region: 275-1468 (397 amino acids)
Biological process (GO): cilium assembly
Cellular component (GO): ciliary basal body; cytoplasm
Molecular function (GO): protein dimerization activity; small GTPase binding; dynein light intermediate chain binding
Source: RefSeq, a predicted model, not a curated record